CUCUCUCUCUCUAACGAAGUGCACAGCCUAGCCAACAAAUUCAAACGGAAACGGCGCAAAAAACCAGAGAGAAUCCAUGAGCAUCAGACUUUGCAAACUACCUUUGCUCCCUACACACACAGACCCAUAUGCCCAAAAGGGCACAGGCAAACUUUUUGUGUGCGAAUAAUGUCAGCCCACAUCAGAAGAAAAGAGAGAUAACAACAAAACCCCAUUUCAAAAUGAAUCAGAUCUCUGGAUUCAGGUUUUAGAUAUUUGCUUUCCCACUUCUUUAUAUAUUCGUUUCGAACCGGAUAAAAAAGAUUGAGGCCUGAACCAAAACCAGAAACUAAAUACUAGAGCAGAGAAGUAGCUUUCAUGGCUUCGGGGACUACUACACAUUAAGUUUUUGGAUUCUGGUUGUUUGGGUAAAGUCCAAAACUCUGCUGCUCUUCGUUUCUCUCGCCCUCUUCACCUCCCCGGUCCUAUUCUUUUCAACCUCAUUGUUUUCUUCUUGUUCGUCUUUUCCAAAACUCCGUCUCCGAAUUCAUCGUUUUUUUUUUCCCUUUAUUUCGAAAGACUAAUGGGGUUUGUUAUAAAACUCUGACUCGUGCGCUCUUUUUGUCAUUCGUAUUACUCUAUGCUGCUUUGCUCCACUGGUUGGUGACGAAACUGUACCACUUAUUUCCAAAUGGUGUACCUCAUAGAAAUCAUUUAGAAGUGAUUUUGUUACCUCUCCUUGUACAAAGAAAGAUCUACAUUUCACCAAUUCUUUCUGGAGAAGAUGUUGUGUGCUUGCUCAGGAGAGCAAUUCAAGUUGGACGAGCGGCCGCAGUCGCCGGAGUCGCUAGCGACAAGGGAUUUCUCUGCGAGUGGGCUUUCGUCCAGGGCCGGUGACUGGGAUUCGAAAUUUGAGGAUGCCCAGGUGGAUGAAGUUGAAUCCACUCUAAAAGAAGCUCUCUCCUUAAAUUAUGAGGAAGCUAGGGCUCUUUUGGGGAGGCUCGAGUACCAGAGAGGGAAUCAUGAUGCUGCUCUUCAGGUAUUUCAGGGUAUUGAGGUAAAAACUUUAACCCCAAGGAUGGUUAGGGCUAUUGUUGAGAGCACUAGGCCACGGAGACCACGCGGUAAAGGUGAUAAUGCAACUCCCAGUGUGAUGUCGAUGCAUUCGGUGAGCUUACUCCUUGAAGCAAUCUUGCUUAAAGCCAGAUCACUGGAGGAACUUGGGCGAUAUAUAGAGGCUGCAAAGGAGUGCAAAAUAAUUCUGGAUGUAGUUGAAUCGGCACUACCUACCGGAAUGUCUGAGGGCAUUGGUGAAGACUGCAAGUUGCAAGAGAUGUUUCACAAAGCAUUGGAGUUGCUCCCCGUCUUGUGGACCAGGGCAGGGUUUCUUGAUGAAGCUAUCAUUGCAUAUCGUCGCGCUCUAGUCAAGCCAUGGAACUUGGACCCCCAGAGGUUGGCCGGUGUACAAAAGGACUUAGCUGCUACUUUACUCUAUGGUGGAAUUGAAGCAAGCAUUCCGCCUCAGUUGAAAGUACGGGGUCCAACCACCCCGAAAAAUAAUACUGAAGAGGCCAUCCUUUUGUUGUUAAUUCUCAUGAGAAAAGUGGCACUUCGGGAAAUAAAAUGGGAUACAGAAAUUAUGGACCAUCUAACCUAUGCAUUCUCAAUUACUGGCCAGUUUGAAUUGUUAGCAGACCAUGUGGAGCAGGUCCUUCCAGGUAUCUAUAACCGAACUGAGAGGUGGUACUUUCUUGCUCUUUGUUAUAGUGCUGCAGGACAAAAUGAAACAGCUCUGAACCUUUUAAGGAAGGUUUCAAGUUGUUCUGAAGCAAAGCCCAAGCCCCACAUUCCUUCUUUUUUGCUGGGAGUAAAAUUGUGUUCCCAAGAUCCAAGCCAUGCUCACCACGGGAUUGAAUUUGCUCAUAAAAUUAUUGAUCUGGCUGAUCAGCAGAAGGAGCAUUUCAUGGGUCAAGCCCAUAAAUUCCUUGGUGUUUGCUAUGGCAAUGCUGCUAGAGUUUCUGUCUUGGACUCUGAUCGAAUUCUAUUUCAGAAAGAGUCUUUGAACUCUCUAAACCAUGCUAGUUUUAUUUGGAAGGAGGAUCCAGAAGUAAUGUAUAGCCUUGGGCUAGAAAAUGCACUGCAGAGGAAUCUGGAUGUAGCUUUUGACAACGCAACGAUGUAUUCUGAUUUGGUGGCAGGCAGCUCAGGAAGAGGUUGGAAGCUUUUAGCUCUUGUGCUUUCUGCAGAGCAACGAUUCCCUGAUGCUGAAACCAUAGUUGAUUUUGCUUUGGAUGAGACUGGGAUGAUGGAUCAGUUAGAACUUCUUAGAUUGAAAGCUGUGCUUCAGAUUGCUCAAAAACAGCCCAAGCAAGCAAUAGAAACCUACAGAAUCUUGCUAGCUCUGAUUCAAGCACAAAGGGAGUUUAGAACUAAGAACUGUGAUCAAGCAGAGUACCUGGUUUCCAACGCAUUAGUGGAAAGAAAAUUGGAGAUGACAGCCUGGCAGGACUUGGCUUCCAUUUAUACUGAGCUUGGUUCAUGGCCUGAUGCAGAAAUUUGUGUGGGCAAAGCCAAGUCAAUUGAAUUUCAUUCUCCUGGGAGCUGGCAUACAACAGGCAUAUUGUUUGAAGCACAAUCACUGUACAAGGAAGCAUUGGUUUCCUUCUCUGUUUCCUUGUCAAUAGAACCGGAUCAUGUUCCAAGUAUUGUUUCUACUGCAGAAGUACUGAUGAAACUCGGUAGCCACUCACUGCCAAUUGCAAGAAGUUUUUUAAUGAAUGCCGUACGAUUGGAACCCACAAACCAUCAGGCAUGGUUGAACCUUGGAUUGCUUUCGAAAAUGGAAGGCUCCUUGCAACAAGCAGCAGACUAUUUUCAAGCUGCAUAUGAGCUUAAGUCGUCAGCUCCUAUCCAAAGCUUCAUUUGACAUUGGUUUCUCAAUAUUUUAAGCAGACCGACUCUUAGAAUAGGAAUUAGUUCAACCGCUUUCAUCGCUUGAACAAUGGAGUACAACAUCCUGAAUGGUCAUUUCCACUGUUGUUUAUUGAUUUCAUUGAUUAAAGUGUAUAGAAACCCAGUGGGUCUGCUUGUUGAAAUCAAAAUGUACUUAUCAGGGUUCAUUUGUGGAAUCUGAAUUCUUGCUUCUCUCUCA
Messenger RNA from Juglans microcarpa x Juglans regia, 3130 nucleotides. Its product is annotated as protein NPGR1. Lineage: Eukaryota; Viridiplantae; Streptophyta; Magnoliopsida; Fagales; Juglandaceae. Bases 764 to 2905 code for a protein of 713 amino acids. Gene Ontology annotation, molecular function: protein binding. The transcript is spliced from 6 exons. The record is from RefSeq and is a predicted model, not a curated record.